AUGAAGCUCUUCAACGCCUUCGCUACAGCGCUCGGUCUAGCUGGUCUAGCUCAAGCCCACAUGGAGAUGACAUAUCCUGCCCCCUUCAAGAGUAAAUACAACCCCAACGCCGGACAGGACAUCGACUACAGCAUGACCUCGCCCCUCAACGCCGACGGAAGCAACUUUCCCUGCAAGGGAUACAACUCUCUCUACGGCACCGCUGCUGGUGCACCGACCGCUACGUGGCAGGCUGGAAAGUCGUACAGUAUCAGCAUCGCUGGCGGUGCUGAUCACGGGGGCGGCAGCUGCCAGGUCUCACUCUCUUUUGAUCGCGGCAAGACUUGGGUCGUUAUCCAGUCGUGGAUUGGAAACUGUCCCAAGGCGCCGACUUCGAACUUUCAAUUUACUCUUCCGGCUGAUACACCAGCCGGAGAGGCUAUUUUCGCUUGGACUUGGUUUAACAGGAUUGGAAACCGCGAGAUGUACAUGAACUGCGCGGCUAUCACGGUCAAGGCUGGAAGUGGAACAGCAAAGACAGCACUCAAGAAGCGGCCUGCUAUGUUUGUCGCCAACGUCGGAAAUGGAUGCAAAACUACGGAGAUGGUUGACCUCAUGUUUCCUCAGCCGGGACCUAAUGUUGACCUCACUUCGACCAACACUGGACCGCCGGUCGGCCAGUGUGCCGCUUUACCAGCACCCUAUAUUCCCUCCGGCUCUGGUUCUCCUUCUCCGACGAAGACAACUACUACAAAGAAGCCGACUACGACAAAGGCACCAGUGAAGUCCACAGCCCCAGGCGGUGUUUUCAUCACUGUUCCUUCAACCACCAAGAAGGCGACCAAGACGACCCUCAAGUCAACAACCCGCAAAACAAGCACCACUACACCGAUCAAGCCUGCGCCGACCAAACCCGCCGCCGGUGUCAUCACUCCCGGCACAGCUUGCAAGCCUGAGGGCUACUGGAACUGCAUCACGACAGGAACAGCCUUCCAGCGAUGCGCUUCAGGUACUUGGUCAGUCGCGAUGGCUGUUGCGCCAGGAACAAGAUGCGUUCCCGGACAGAGCAUGGAAUUCACUAUCCAGUAUGCCUGA
Fusarium musae is the source of this 1074-nucleotide messenger RNA. RefSeq lists its product as uncharacterized. The transcript is spliced from 2 exons. NCBI's taxonomy places the organism in Eukaryota, Fungi, Ascomycota, Sordariomycetes, Hypocreales, Nectriaceae. The coding region runs from base 1 to 1074 and encodes 357 amino acids. The record is from RefSeq and is a predicted model, not a curated record.